AUGCACACGAAUGCUAACACUCCGCAUUUUCAACGAUAUGAAGAUGAAGAAAUGUUGCAGCAUGAAGAGCUUUUUGAAGAAGCCCCAUCUGAAGAAGAUGAUCAGGUGGAAUUUGACAAGUAUGUCUUGGACACUUCUAUUUAUGAAAUCGAAUGGCAUGACGGUGAAACUGAAUCCUAUCGUGCAAACGAAGUUAUUGAAGCAAUGAUGAUGAAUGUUGAUGACGACAGUAAUAGUAUCCUCCAUGUGAAAGAAUUUAUUGAUCACAGGACGGAUGGCACACCAGUCCAUGCUGAUGAUGGUUUUGUCGUGGUAAAGAAUAAGAAAGUUCCUCGAAGAACUACAAAAGGGUGGUAUAUGUGUGCUCAGAUUCAUGGUGAUGAGACAGAAUGGAUCGAUUUGGAAACGGCAAAGGAGGCCUAUCCAAUUCAGGUGGCCGAAUAUGCUGUUGCUAACGAACUUGUAUCUGAGACUGCUUUCUCUUGA
This is a messenger RNA of Cylindrotheca closterium, 486 nucleotides long. The record is from the annotation of a GenBank genome assembly. Lineage: Eukaryota; Bacillariophyta; Bacillariophyceae; Bacillariales; Bacillariaceae.